Molecule: messenger RNA, 2400 nt
Organism: Rhipicephalus sanguineus (brown dog tick)
Lineage: Eukaryota; Metazoa; Arthropoda; Arachnida; Ixodida; Ixodidae
Exons: 2
Coding region: 1-2400 (799 amino acids)
Biological process (GO): protein processing
Cellular component (GO): plasma membrane
Molecular function (GO): metalloendopeptidase activity
Source: RefSeq, a predicted model, not a curated record
AUGGAAGAAAACACGGCUGAUCGGGAAGCGUCAACAGCGGACAUUGACGCGUCCCGUACUGGGGAAGCUUCUGACGUCGAGGGAUCGGUGCGGAAAAAGGGAAAGCAUCGCCGCCGUUCGAAGAAGUCUAGCAAGGACGCGGCAGCGAAGACGGACGAAGCGAAGCAAGCCGGAGAGAACCAGGGCCGAUCAUCACAGGAACCAGGGCCCAGCGACAGGAGUUCGAGCAGCAAGAACGAAACCACGGAGAAGAGUUCUGGCUCACGGAGGCGAAAGAAACGUUCGCGAGGCAACUCCGUGUCGGAGCAGCCGCCUCCUGCUGCCGCGGAGGAAGCUCAAGAUCGGAAAGACGGGGACAUCGCGGCUAAUGUGCCGUCUUCGACGCCUAGCGUCGCAAAGGUCGAGGCUCCGCCAGCGGGACCAGAGGAGACCGCGCCACGGCAAUAUGCUGCCGAAAGCCCGGAGGAAAAAAGACAGCGGUACCAAAUCUUCAACGACGUGACCAAGACAGUGGCCCUGAUUGCCAGCCUCGCCAUUGUAAUCAUCAUUAUAAUUCUUGGACCGAAUGGCACCAUUCCCAGCGAUCACCCGACGUGCACGACCGAAGGCUGCACCCUCUACGCACAGAGGCUUCUCGCGUCGCUGAACGCAUCUGCCGCGGACCCCUGCUACAAUUUCAAGGAAUUCGUAUGUGACGGCUGGAAACGCCGGAACGCCUACAGCGUUCGCCAGAACAUGACGGUGACGGCACUCGACGCACUGACCGAGCUGGCUCACAGUGCGCACGUGCCGCUCAAAGGUCAGACGACUGCCCAGAAGGGCCUAGCCUUCUUCCGGAGCUGCGACGCCGUCCUCAAGAAGGACAGGAACGAAUUGGCGACGGUGAAGAAGAUGCUGGCCGAGGCGAAGAUCGAAUGGCCUCGACGACCCACGCAGCCGGACGUACUGUACACGCUCUUUUAUUCGUCCAUUCGACUGCGGUGGAGCCCGAUAUUCAACAUCGAAAUAGAAACAACAGACACUUACGCGACCCGGGUGUUCCUGAUGCCGCACGAAGAUUUCGAUCUCGUGGCGCGCAAGUACACCUCCCUGAAGAAAGCUGAAGCCACCGAGAGGCGCGCCUACUUCGAUGUCCUCGGCGACGAAUUCGGAGCGUCCGCGGCCGACCAGACGGUGGUGAGCUUCAAAGAAGUGGAGAACUCCGGACAGGUCAUGCUGGAACCGCUCCUGGACGCUCUGGCGAAGGAGAGGAAGCCGACGGCCAUCAGCACCGCGUGGCUCUACCGGCCGGGAGCCGAUCCGAGCAAAGCGCGCUGGCAAUCGGUACUCGCUUCGUACGGUGUCAAGGGUAACGAGACGGUCAUCUACGAGACAGAGACACUGCCGUUCGUCACGGAGUUCUUCAACCUGUGGGCGAGGUACGGCGAGGCCAUGAUCGAAGUCCUCGUGUCCUGGUGCACCGUGCAGGUGGCCGCGCUGUACGCCAAUCAGCGGCUCGUCGCCAACUACUACGGCACGCAAGACGCGGCGAUGCUCCGGUACGGCGCCUUCUGCCUCAGCAAGGCCUACCUCAUCGCGGGUUUCUCCGUGUUUGCUCCGUACGUCGGCGAAGAAGUGACACAGCCAGAUCGCCGCGAUGUCGAGGAUAUCGCGCUUUCGGUGCGUCGAGCAUUUCACGCGAGGCUCAUGACGUGGGAGCACUACGAGCCGGAAAGGACCGUUGUUGGCGACUGGGAUUCAGUGUCGUUUGUCUUCAGGCCUUUCGACGGCGAAGACAUGGGCGUUAGCAACGUCACUCGUUCCUACCCGGACAUGGGGGAGUCGCUUGCCGAGAACUGGAGAAACGCCGCGGUGCCACUCGAAAUCAUACGGUCGGACAAGGCGUACGCCGCCCUGAAAUCUCUUAAGCUGCACGUUUUGCUCGACUACGACUUCCUACUCUUGCCAUUCGCCGCCGCUUUUCCGUACUAUCAUCCCAACGCCACCAGACCAAUGAAGUACGGCGGCGUCGGCAAGGAAGUGGCGUUAGCUUUGAGCGAAGCGUUUUUAGACACCUACGCCCGUUUUGACGACGCGAAAAAGGCUAUUGAUAGCGCCUCCAUCUGUAUGACCGGUGCACCGGACUCCCACAGCAACCUGGAAGCGAUCGCGCUUCAUGCCCUCUUCGACGCCUUCAACAACGCUUCGAGUGAUAAAGAUGUUCGGCUGCCAGGACUCGAGGAUUACACGGCGUCGCAGAUUUUUUUUAUAGCUUCAUGCUACGCGAAGUGCUCGGGAAGUUCUGGAGACACUGACGAAGACUGCAAUGUGGCGUUCAGGUACGUCAGUGCUUUCGCUGACGCCUUCAAGUGUCCUCCAUUGACUUAUAUGAACCCCGCCGAUCCCUGUCACCUCUUCUGA